AUGGUGAGAACUGCUAGCGACCACGGGUGGGAAACCAGGACAGGGCUGCAGAGAGCAGGAACGGCGUCGCAUAUCCUGCGACCGGCGCACUUUGCAGAGCUGAGCAUCGACAUGGCGUCGUCGGAUCCCCCCAGUCUGAGCCGGAACUCGUCCAAAUGCGCGUCUCCGCCCAAAUCUCUUCCCUUCCAAACGGUUAAACUGUCACCGAAAACAAGCAAAAUAUUUCCCAGUGGCUUUUCCAUCCCCGCGGCGAUGGUGCUGGCGGCCUCCCCUCUUCCAAACCAGUUUGCAGCCCCCUCCCCCCCUGCCGAAGUACCCGCCCCAUGCAUUUCUCCCCUACUCACAACCCCAACAGCGUCGUCCCAGGGAAAACGGGGUUCCGUCGUUAUCCCCAAGUCCAUGGACUGCCCCCUGCCUAUAUCCAUGCACCGAUCCAAGUAG
Aphanomyces astaci is the source of this 441-nucleotide messenger RNA. RefSeq lists its product as hypothetical. The transcript is spliced from 2 exons. The record is from RefSeq and is a predicted model, not a curated record. Lineage: Eukaryota; Oomycota; Saprolegniomycetes; Saprolegniales; Verrucalvaceae. Bases 1 to 441 code for a protein of 146 amino acids.